Fonsecaea pedrosoi CBS 271.37 is the source of this 1065-nucleotide messenger RNA. RefSeq lists its product as uncharacterized. Gene Ontology annotation, molecular function: protein phosphatase 2A binding. The record is from RefSeq and is a predicted model, not a curated record. Lineage: Eukaryota; Fungi; Ascomycota; Eurotiomycetes; Chaetothyriales; Herpotrichiellaceae. The transcript is spliced from 3 exons. Gene Ontology annotation, cellular component: cytosol. Gene Ontology annotation, biological process: regulation of dephosphorylation; regulation of signal transduction. The coding region runs from base 1 to 1065 and encodes 354 amino acids.
AUGGACACUCCUGAACCAUCUCUGAAGGUGCUGUUCAACCAAGCAAAGAAACAGCAAGAAGAUUUGGAUGGCCUCGACCCCCGGAGCGCAAACUUCAAGCACACCCUUCAGUCCAUCAUCGACAACCUCGAACAGUGUCGCAAAUUGAUCCAAGACCUCUCUUUGUUCAGUACGAAUGAAGAGGUUGAAGACAUAUCUACGCAAGACCUGCAAUACCUGACGGUGGACUGUCUACUGGCCGAGGUCAAGAUUAGAGGAUAUGGCGAAAACAGACUGUCAUCGUUGCGGGACGCCGCGGGACUAUUCGAACAGUUUUUGACCCGACUAGAUCAAUACGGUUUGCUAGGUGGUUCAGAUCGCCAACUUUACGAACGCUACGUCGAACAGCGCGGUUCAUUUCGAAUAGUCUCCUCGAAUAGCCCCGAGGAGAAACGAAGGAUCAAGAUUUCUCGCUUUCAAGAAGAAAAAUCUUUGAAGCAAAAGUUGCAGUAUCUGAGAGACGAAUCCACGAAAUCAAAUGUUGACGAUGAGACCAUUCGGAGUCUUUAUCUAGCCGAAAUUGCUCUCCUAGUCAACAAGGCGUUCUCGUCUCUGGAAAUGAUAACUCAGGAGUUGGAAAUAUUGUCUCAGAUGCGGCAUACCGAGCCAGCUAGGCCCGGGCCAACACCGCCAGAUCAGAGAGCUCCUGCGCGGUCUGAUGCUUAUUCGGAGCGUUUAGACGGGCCUGCUACAAUGGCGGGCCUUGGAAAGAGAGGUGGGCCCUUACUCAGUUCUAGCGGAAAACCUCUUCAGCCCUUCACCCUCACAGACAAGCGGACCCAGUUGCGACAGGGCGUAUUCAGGCCAGGACACAACCUCCCUACCAUGAGCAUCGACGAGUAUCUGGAAGAAGAGCGCCGGAGGGGUGGCAUCAUUGACGGUGGAGGAAACGCCAAUGCCCCUCAGGCCGAGCCCGAUGAGGAUAAUAUGGAGCAAGUCGACGCUGCCACGAUGAAGGCACGAGAGUGGGAUGAGUUUGUAGAGGCUAACCCGAAAGGAGCUGGAAACACGUUGAACCGGGGGUAG